AUGCCGGAAGUCAAGGAAGAGAAUGUUAAGCGCAAGGCGUCCGAGGAUCCCACCUCUCCGUCGGCCUCGAAGCGCGUCAAGCACGAUGCCUCGGCUGAGUCCCCGGGCGCCAAGAAGCCGGCCAUGAAGCCUAUUCCGUUCCCCGAAAAGCCGGCUGUGAUAGAAGAACGCAAUGGCGAGAUCGAGUUCCGCGUCGUCAACAACGAUGGCGACCGCGAGUCGCUCGUCAUCCUCACCGGCCUGAAGUGCAUUUUCCAGAAACAGCUCCCCAAGAUGCCCAAGGACUACAUUGCGCGCCUCGUCUACGACCGCACCCACCUCUCCAUUGCCAUUGUCAAGAAGCCCCUCGAGGUCGUCGGCGGCAUCACGUACCGUCCCUUCAAGGGCCGCCGCUUUGCCGAGAUUGUCUUUUGCGCCAUCAGCUCCGAUCAGCAGGUAAAAGGAUACGGCGCCCAUCUCAUGUCACACCUCAAGGACUACGUCAAGGCUAGCAGCGACGUCAUGCACUUUCUGACGUAUGCCGACAACUACGCCAUUGGCUAUUUCAAAAAGCAAGGCUUCACCAAGGAAAUCACGCUGGAUCGCAAGGUCUGGAUGGGAUACAUCAAGGACUACGAGGGCGGGACCAUCAUGCAGUGCUCCAUGCUGCCCCGGAUCCGCUACCUCGAGAUGGGUCGCAUGUUGCUGAAGCAAAAGGAGUGCGUGCAGGCUAAGAUCCGCGCCUACUCCAAGUCUCACAAUGUGCACGCGCCGCCCAAGGAGUGGAAGGGCGCCGUCAAGGAGAUCAACCCGCUCGACAUUCCUGCCAUCCGCGCCUCGGGCUGGUCCCCCGACAUGGACGAGCUGGCGCGCCAGCCCCGCCACGGCCCCAACUAUAACCAGCUCCUUCACCUGCUCAACGACCUGCAGAACCACAACUCGGCGUGGCCCUUUCUCAUCCCUGUUAACCGCGACGACGUCGCCGACUACUACGACGUCAUCAAGGAGCCCAUGGACCUGAGCAACAUGGAGAACAAGCUCGAGGCCGACCAGUACGCCACGCCAGAGGACUUUGUCCGGGACGCGAAGCUCAUCUUUGACAACUGCCGCAAGUACAACAACGAGAACACGCCCUACGCCAAGUCGGCCAACAAGCUCGAGAAGUUCAUGUGGCAGCAGAUCAAGGCCGUGCCCGAGUGGUCGCACCUCGAGCCGGAGAAGUAG
This is a messenger RNA of Hirsutella rhossiliensis, 1203 nucleotides long. Its product is annotated as bromodomain-containing protein. Gene Ontology annotation, biological process: chromatin remodeling; positive regulation of transcription by RNA polymerase II. Gene Ontology annotation, molecular function: protein binding; histone H3 acetyltransferase activity. Gene Ontology annotation, cellular component: histone acetyltransferase complex. Lineage: Eukaryota; Fungi; Ascomycota; Sordariomycetes; Hypocreales; Ophiocordycipitaceae. The record is from RefSeq and is a predicted model, not a curated record. Bases 1 to 1203 code for a protein of 400 amino acids. The transcript is spliced from 3 exons.